This is a messenger RNA of Galendromus occidentalis (western predatory mite), 1885 nucleotides long. Its product is annotated as homeobox protein PKNOX2. Gene Ontology annotation, molecular function: DNA binding. Gene Ontology annotation, biological process: regulation of DNA-templated transcription. The coding region runs from base 36 to 845 and encodes 269 amino acids. The record is from RefSeq and is a predicted model, not a curated record. The transcript is spliced from 5 exons. Lineage: Eukaryota; Metazoa; Arthropoda; Arachnida; Mesostigmata; Phytoseiidae.
GUGUCGGGUUUGAUGAGCCACUGUCGAUUCGGAGGAUGACCAUGUCAGAGUCCUCCUCCGAUCAGGAACUCGAAGUAGACGUUGAUGUCGACGUAGAAAACUCGGACCAGGAGCUCAACAUCAGCUUGGAAGAAACCGAAUUCAUAAAGAAAGCGCUCCUGAAGCAUCCUUUAUUUCCUCUCCUGGCGCUCCUAUUCGAAAAAUGUGAGUUAGCUACGAUGACUUGUGGAGCUGAACCCGAUAAUGAGAAAUUGGAGCGAGAGUUCAUGGAAUUCGCCCAGUCUACAAAGGAAUGGAGUGCGGGAGAAGGAAGCAUCGACCAGCUCAUGCUGGAGUCUCUUCAGGUUUUGAGGAUCCACCUUGGAGAGCUGCAAAAGGUCAAUGAGCUCUGCAACAACUUCUGCCAGCGAUACAUAAGAUGCCUUCGUGACAAAAUGCAUUCUUCAAAUCUUCUGAAGGACGCUCAUUUCGACGUCGAUGACUCCGACGACGAUCAACUCAGCAAUGGAAGCGCAGGCGAAACUGAGAAUUCCCAAGAGGCGAAAGCCGCGACGGUAGGACCACCUCCCAAGAAAGUCACUCGAUCCAUGUCGGUCAGUCGGAGCACUCCGAAUCCGAAUCAGAGCUCAAGUUCGACGAGGGGGGUUUUACCCAAGCAAGCCACGGAAUUAAUGAGAGCAUGGCUUUUCGCUCACAUUGUACAUCCCUAUCCCAGUGAGGAGGAGAAAAAAAUCAUAGCUCAACAAACAAAUCUAUCGUUAUUACAAGUAAACAAUUGGUUCAUAAACGCUCGUCGUCGGAUCCUGCAGCCCAUGCUCGACUCCCAAAACUCACAGAAAGCAUAGUCUUCCAAGAACAGAUAGUGACGCAUAACUUACUCGCCAAGCGCUGCUGACAUUCUCGACUCUCAAAUUGCGUUGGAAUCUCUCCUGAUCCGCUGUUUCACGCCUUAUAAUGGAAACUUAGAGAAUACACGCAUCCUGAGGGUAUCAGGAAGAAGAUGGACAGUGACGGAGACGCUCCUUGGAGAGCAGAGUGAUUCGGGUUGAGUGCUCAACCACCUCAGGGUCGAGUCGGCUAGUUUGAUGUUUGAGCACGGGCGCGACCCGCUCUUGUAAGCGUUCUACAACAUUCGUGUACGUGAUGAUCAUUGGUAUACAAUCGAAUCAAGUGCUGGUGAACGUCGUACAGUAGUUAAUUCCAUAGAUCUCAGAUGAUUCCUCGAUGGAGGCCUGAGCACUCCGACUCAGGGUUUGAAACCUCCUGCACAAACCUGUACAUAGAUGCUGUAUAUACUGGAAGCCACAACAACAUAGGCAAAAUAGUUACAAUAAAAAUUGAUCUCAAAUCUUAUCAGUUGACUAAAUGCAUCUCGUCCGUUGUCGACCCUCCCCCGCGUUAAAACUCCGCAUCCCUUGACUCGAGACAGUGUUCACCGUGACUCGUUACCGAAGAGUUAAGGGGAUACGGGCGGAGUCUCCCAUUCGUCCGACUCCAGCGUGGCGGCAUCAGCAUUCGAUGUAGCAGGUACCAUUGGAAUUUCAUGAUGUUAUUGAAGAACGUCAGCGCGAUCAGAAAGAUCUCAAAUAACUCCCCCCCCCCCUCCCUACGAUCGAUGGGAGGAGCGCUCCUGCGUUUCUCCUCUGAUCCGCGGAAGCCCAAGUGAGGCAGCGCUCCGAAGAUGUUCCGUCUCAUCACUAAAAACUCGCGCGGUUGUUUGCCCGAUACUCUUUAAUUCUUAUCCUAAAAUCUCAUCCCUAAACUAGUCAGAGACGAAGUAUCGCGAUCCGCCCGAGUUAAAUCGCCCAUUUUUCAAGGUUUCUCAUGAUAAUCCCACAGAUGAUCCCAAUAACGGAUCUGUGCGUUUUCUGCAUGAAGCUGUAGU